AGGUCAUACAAAUAUUUGCACUUAAAUUUUAAUUCCAUUUAAAAAUUACAAGAUGUCCAAUGAGGUUCUGUUAACACCUGGCCAGGUCAUCAAACCAAUAUUGACCCAAGAAAACGCCAUUGAAAUUGUGGAAAAACUCUACGGUUUAAGGGUCUCAAAAAUCACUGAAUUGAAUGCUUAUGAUGAUAAAAAUUAUCACAUUAUUGGCAACAAACAAGAGUUCAACAAUCCUUAUAUCAAUGAGGUCAGCCAAGAUGGGUACGUUCUCAAGAUUAUCAAUUCUCUGGACUCGAAAAAAACUCUCAUGAUUGAAGCACAGACCGAGUUACUGCUUUUUUUAAAUAAAAAAGGGAUUAGUUGUCCUCUUCCAGUGAAGUGUAUCAGUGGAUCCUAUUUUUCCUUGCAAAAAAUUAAUCCUGAAACUGAAGAAGAACAUGCUGUUCGGUUAUUGGUAUACCUACCAGGAGAGAUUUUGACGAACGUGCCAAAAACGAACGAGCUGAUGCUGAAUGUAGGGAAGUAUGUAGCCACCUUGGAAAGAAUAUUGAAAGAAUUUUCUCAUCCCGUUUAUGAUGAGCAUCAAACAAUAUGGAUGCUGAAUUCUGUGCCGAAAUUGAGAGAAUUCCUCUACGUUUUGGAAAAUGAAGAAGAAAAAAGGAUUGUGAGUGAGGUGAUAGCAUUAUUUGAAGAGAAGGUACUUGCGAUUAUGGAUCGUUUUGCGAAAGGGAUUAUUCAUGGUGAUCUGAAUGAACGGAAUAUUGUUAUGUCUCCUGAUGAGAAGACAGUUGGUUCUGUUAUAGACUUUGGAGAUUCUCAUCACAGUUGUGUCAUUUUUGAUUUGAUUAUUGCUUUGUGUUACAUGAUGAUGCAAAGCGAGGAUCUUGAAUCUGGAAAAUUCGUAAUUCGAGGAUAUCAGACUGUAAGACAUCUGGUUGAUGAUGAAAAAUCAAUUAUUAAGGUUUCUGUCUGUGCUAGACUUUGUCAGAGUUUAGUUCUAGGACUUUACUCUUACAAAACUGACCCUAGUAAUGAAUAUACUCUUACGACGCAAAAAUCAGGAUGGAAGCUUUUAAAAAAACUUUGGCUGAUAAGUGAUGAAGAGAUUGCAUCGAUUUGGGAUCUAAUGAGUGUUGACAACGGUCAUGAGAAAGAGUAAGGACUUUUUGUCAAAUGUAAAAAAAUCAGGAGAUUAAACAUAAAUUUACAAUUUGAUAUUAAUAAUUAAAAUAUAGAGUGAUAUUAGAAGAUCAAUUUAUAAAUUAGAAUUAUAUCAAAUCAAUCUUUUUUUAUCAUUUGUAAUUUUUUUUUCAAGGCAAAUUAUUUUAUCAUUGGCUAAGAUAUUUUUCGGAAUCCAAUCUUGAAGUUAGAUCUUCUGAUAAGUCAGUAGCAAUGUUAACGCUGUAAGAUAAGAGAAUAUAUAUACUGUAUUUAAUUUUUUAAAAGAUUUAAUCUU
Molecule: messenger RNA, 1453 nt
Organism: Belonocnema kinseyi
Lineage: Eukaryota; Metazoa; Arthropoda; Insecta; Hymenoptera; Cynipidae
Product: hydroxylysine kinase
Exons: 1
Coding region: 53-1156 (367 amino acids)
Molecular function (GO): amino acid kinase activity
Source: RefSeq, a predicted model, not a curated record